AUGAGCAGAGAAAAGGAACUUGUACUUUUUGGCGGUGACAAAGGCUGGAAAGCUUCGGAUUGGACGGAUAGUGAUGACCGUGUAAGAGGAGGAGCAUCUCAGUCGUAUCUCACCAUUACUGGCUCAUCAGCACGUUUCCAUGGCAAUCUUGACAUCACCGCUCUUGGUGGUGCCGGCUUUGCUAGUCAACGCACUACUGGCGAGGACCGCACCUGGGACUUGUCUGCAUACGACGGCGUCUAUCUCAAUAUUGGGAAACAUGAUGGCAAAAAGUACACGCUGACUCUCAAAGACGAGAUUCUGCCACUCAUGCCAGAUGGACGAGAACAAUCAACCAUCAGCUACGAGUACGACUUUGAAUCGCAAAGUAAACUCGGUCUGUUCGUACCGUGGCAUGCAAUGAAGCCAACGUAUCGCGGCAAAGAGAAGGACGAUGCGAAGCCAUUAGACACGAAGAAUGUCAAGCGAUUCAGCAUCAUGAUGAGAAGUUUCUUCGGCACUCAAGAAGGCGACUUCGAUCUCACCAUCAACUCGAUCAAGGCGGUUGCGCAACCAGACGACAUCGAGAAGGGUAUCAUCGGUAGCGAGAAGGGCACGGGAGAGCAAGAGCCAUGGUCUUGGAAGGAUUCUAAUCUCGUUGGACUGGCAGUUAUCCUGGGUUCGACAUGGGCUAUCUCAUGGGGAUAUUGUUGGUGGAAAGGAUAUGAUAUGGGUAUCAUGAGGUUUGGAAGAUGGUGGUCUGUCGUCAAGAACCCAACGCUCUAG
Molecule: messenger RNA, 765 nt
Organism: Alternaria postmessia
Lineage: Eukaryota; Fungi; Ascomycota; Dothideomycetes; Pleosporales; Pleosporaceae
Exons: 5
Coding region: 1-765 (254 amino acids)
Biological process (GO): NADH dehydrogenase complex assembly
Source: RefSeq, a predicted model, not a curated record